GCAUGGGUGUGGAGCCUUUUUUUCCUGAGCUGCUUAUAUACAUGUUAUUUCAUAUAUGUUGUGUGUGUUUUUAAGUGUAUGUAUAUAUGUCUCUGAGUCGCAGCAUCUCUGUGAGUGCGUAAGCGAGCGUGCGUAAAGACAGACAUACUCGAGCGCUUCAUUUGGACACACCGGGGGACUCCUGCGCGCAACAAGAGCCCCCCAUGGGUGCAAUAGUGUAAGCGCAGGCGGCGGUGAUUGGCCAGCGGUUGAUCAGAUGGUACACUUCCCCUCUGUAUUCAGUGGCACCUCACAACCCCCCCUCUCAGCAAAAACCAAAUCUCCGAUAAAGUAAUGGCAAAACCACUUGGACUAUAAAAGACAACAAAUCAUAUUCCUCCGGAGUAUAUACACCCCGUUGUCCACCCAAUGAGUUCCUAUUUUGUUAACUCAACUUUUCCCGUGUCUCUACCGGGAGGACAGGACUCUCUCCUGGGCCAGAUACCGCUAUAUUCCUCGGGAUACACUGAUCCGUUAAGACACUACUCCAACGCGGCCACAUAUGGAGCAGCCAACAUGCAGGAGAAGGUUUACCCGGCGUCCUACUACCAACAGACGGGCGCAGCGGCCGCGGCCAUCUACGGCCGGGCCAGCGGCGGAGCCACCUGCGACUACAAUCCGGUCGGGACUUUCUACAAGGACGCGGAUGGCUCGUGCGCUUUCUCGAGCCGCGACGACCAGCCGCUGUUCGUCACGCAGGAGCACCAGCAGCGCAAAUCUGAAUGUCCGGAGCAGGCUGUCAGUAUGAGCAGCAGCAUCGACGACAAGUCCUCCACACUCAUCUACCCGUGGAUGCAGAGGAUGAACGCCUGCUCCGCCGAUACACCACUACAGAUUUUGAGUGCAGUUUCAGGCCCAUUCGGCAGCAGUGGCCGCAGGGGCCGACAGACCUACACCCGCUACCAGACUCUGGAGCUGGAGAAGGAGUUCCACUUCAACCGCUACCUGACCAGGAGGCGCCGGAUAGAGAUCUCCCACGCGCUGUGUCUGACGGAGAGACAGAUCAAAAUCUGGUUUCAGAACCGCAGGAUGAAGUGGAAAAAGGAGAACAAACUCCUCAACCCCUCAAAGACACCCGAGGAGGAGGAGCAGGCGGAGAAAAAGAGCUAAAAAAGGACACAUAUUGUAUGCUCAAUAAAUAAAUAAAUCAAUGAAUAAAUGUAUUAUUUCUUUGUAGAUAAAGUGCUGCAAAACCACCCCAUGUUAGAGACGUGUAGAGUGAUAGAACUUCAAGUAUCUGCACGGUAAUAAUGUCUGCAUUAGAUUUAAAAUCAGGUCCUCCUCUGUUUGUCCUUGUGCUCGUGUUCUUUAUUUAGGGGACUAUGCAAAAAUCCGCCAAAAUGUAAAUAAUUUGUAGUGUUUGUUUUAGUUUGGACAAUGUUGUUACCUCAUGACCAUAGGCCUACUGAGUUUUCUUAUUGUUAUUCCCCUCAUGCCAUUAAAAAGAAAGGAGGCUUCGCCCUUCACUGUACAUUCUGUGGUGUAGUUGUUCUAUAAUAGUCUAUAGACUUGUCUUCAGCUGUGCCAUCGACACUUAAAAAUUUGUACAGAUGUUCCAUGUUAUUUAUUGUUGUUCACUUGUGUUCAGUGCACAUCUGGAUAUUGUGUGCAAUAUUUUUGUUUAGAAAAAUUGUACAUAAAAAAAAUAAACGCUUUUUGAUGUAUAAUGGGAAAUUCUUGUGGUGUCAUUCAUGCUCGGGAAAGAAAUGAAAAAUUAAAUAAUAAUUUGUUAUAUUAUCAUUAUUUGCUAAUAUCAGAUUAUACUGGGGCUGCGUCUGGAAUCACAAUGAGCUCAUAUAUUCGCAUAAAAGCAGCGUAAAGAUUAAAUUUAAUUUUACUUUGACACACAGCACGUUAAACUGCCAACACUGCUGCUGAUAAGUCUCUGUUAUGUGUUACCUGAGCCUGUUUGUGGCCUGUU
Solea solea (common sole) is the source of this 1960-nucleotide messenger RNA. RefSeq names its product homeobox B6b (gene hoxb6b). The coding region runs from base 409 to 1149 and encodes 246 amino acids. The transcript has 3 exons. Lineage: Eukaryota; Metazoa; Chordata; Actinopteri; Pleuronectiformes; Soleidae. Gene Ontology annotation, biological process: regulation of transcription by RNA polymerase II; anterior/posterior pattern specification. The record is from RefSeq and is a predicted model, not a curated record. Gene Ontology annotation, cellular component: nucleus. Gene Ontology annotation, molecular function: RNA polymerase II cis-regulatory region sequence-specific DNA binding; DNA-binding transcription factor activity, RNA polymerase II-specific.